Molecule: messenger RNA, 1676 nt
Organism: Patiria miniata (bat star)
Lineage: Eukaryota; Metazoa; Echinodermata; Asteroidea; Valvatida; Asterinidae
Product: transcription factor COE3-like
Exons: 5
Coding region: 1182-1676 (164 amino acids)
Biological process (GO): regulation of transcription by RNA polymerase II
Molecular function (GO): DNA-binding transcription factor activity, RNA polymerase II-specific; RNA polymerase II cis-regulatory region sequence-specific DNA binding
Source: RefSeq, a predicted model, not a curated record
GUGUCAUCAUCCCACCACAGCCAAGACACCGACUUGAUGAUAUUUCGAGUGAAAUUGAUCAGAAUAAAAACACAAGCGGUGCAGAUUGACGCCUCCUAUUGGUCACAGCGGGCAUUCCAUGCAUACCAUCUUGCCAUAUUUGGAUAUGAGUAGGCGUGGCUUAGUACGCUGAUUCGCUGUCAUGGUUUCCACGCGGGAUCGGAGCUAGCGGCCUACGGGGAUUCAAGUCCGGGGGGAGGGCGGUGCGUACGUACGCUCAACAACCAGCACUCGAUGGGAACAAAAGGGAUCCUCAAGAGAAAACCCCAAACCCCCCACCAGAAGUCAGCUUGCCCGUCGCUGCUAACUGAAUCCAGGCCCUGUGACUUGAAGGUGUCCCUACGUGUAUACACACAGUGUGCAGUGUGUUGUAUGUAUACACACGUUGUGUGGGGUUACUCACGUGGCCAAACCAACGCAUAAUAGGCGCACAGUCGUGACACAUUGCACGGACGCUUGAAUUUUCUCCGAUGACUGUUAUCUGUUCCAUUCACAUUGGGUCGUGCACUAUCAAACCAUCAACAUUGUAUUAAUAUAAAUAUAUAUUUUCUCGGUCAGUGUACAUAUGCAGUCGGUGGUGGUAACAAGUUCAACAGUGCACACCCUUCCUCUCAGACCAAACCCACACCUUAGUACAUGACACCUGUGCGAUAGUUUGGAGCGAUCAGACACUACGACUAGGGGGAUGCUUGUAAGACGUGCCAGUUUCCAGUCACGAUCCUGUAAGAUUCUCACUUACCACAACCAUUCCCCACUUGCCGGACGAAUGAUGAUAAGCCUGGGUGUCCCACUCUGAUGCUGAUGUGAACUCUGGCGUGCACUGUCAAGUACUGAAGUCAUUCAACCCCUUUGGAGUGUUAGCUUGAAGCUUUGGUCUUUGAGUCUCUCGCACAGCGAGGCACGCGCCCUCACACCGUCCACUAUUGACCCGGUCUAUACGGGCUUAUUACUCCACAUCAUCCCUGGAUACUUUGCCCCUUUCUCCCCUCCGAAUUCCCCCUCGUACCUCCACCAGUAGGCCAAACAUCGUGUGUGUUACUCCUUAACACCAGCAUCUCGCCACCCAAGCGCCGGUCGAGACCACUGGGUCCUUCCCUGGCUGCGUUUCUGCCUGGCUACGGUACACCUCCAAGUGGUCGUUCAUGUUUGGAAUCCAAGACUCCCUCACAAGAGGCACAACAAACCUCAAGGAAGAACCCUCGGGGACGGCUCAAGUAGGAUCCAUACGAAGUUGGAUGCAGCCGAGCAUGGUGGAACAAGGGUCCAGCUCCUGUGGGCUGGCUCGGGCGCACUUCGAGAAACAACCGCCCAGUAAUCUCCGAAAGAGUAAUUUCUUUCAUUUCGUCAUCGCUCUGUACGAUCGGGCCGGACAACCGGUGGAGAUUGAGCGAACACAAUUCAUCGAUUUCAUCGAGAAAGAGCGGGAACCCGACAGUGCUAAAACCAACAAUGGAAUCCACUACAGGUUACAACUGCUCUACAACAACGGUGCCAGGACGGAGCAGGAUUUGUAUGUUCGACUUAUCGAUUCCAUGACAAAACAGCGCGACCGGCUGGAAUCACCGGGGGACGAACGGCACGAGUCGCCCGGUCGCUUUGGGAUGAUCGUCGCGGUCGACUUAAUCGUCAGCGAAUGA